GUCUUGAGUUGACACACUGAAGGUGGAAGCAUCUGAACUGGUUUCCAGCCUGGCUGCCGGCUAUGGCAGAAGUUGAGGAAACUCUAAAGAGAAUUCAAAACCAUAAAGGAGUUAUUGGAACAAUGGUUGUUAAUGCUGAAGGCAUUCCCAUCAGAACAACCUUAGAUAAUUCUACAACAGUUCAGUAUGCAGGUCUUCUUCAUCAGUUGACUAUGAAGGCCAAGAGUACAGUGCGAGAUAUUGAUCCUCAGAAUGACCUAACUUUUCUUAGAAUCAGAUCAAAGAAGCAUGAAGUCAUGGUAGCUCCAGAUAAGGAAUAUCUUCUGAUUGUCAUUCAGAACCCAACUGAAUAAACCUGAUGGCAAAUUUAAUAAUAAUGAACUUAUAUACUGC
This is a messenger RNA of Gracilinanus agilis (Agile Gracile Mouse Opossum), 393 nucleotides long. It is a transcript of the gene DYNLRB2, whose product is annotated as dynein light chain roadblock-type 2. The transcript has 4 exons. Gene Ontology annotation, molecular function: dynein intermediate chain binding. The coding region runs from base 63 to 353 and encodes 96 amino acids. Lineage: Eukaryota; Metazoa; Chordata; Mammalia; Didelphimorphia; Didelphidae. Gene Ontology annotation, cellular component: cytoplasmic dynein complex; cytoplasm; centrosome. Gene Ontology annotation, biological process: microtubule-based movement. The record is from RefSeq and is a predicted model, not a curated record.